Messenger RNA from Blumeria graminis f. sp. triticale, 5127 nucleotides. The record is from the annotation of a GenBank genome assembly. NCBI's taxonomy places the organism in Eukaryota, Fungi, Ascomycota, Leotiomycetes, Helotiales, Erysiphaceae.
AUGUCGGAGAAUAUCCUCACCAAAAGUGUUUUAGAUACAGAAAAUUCCUUGACUAAGGCAACAAUAACUGCUAGAAACCUGUCAGAAGUACUACGAUUACGCGAUGCAUAUCCUAGUAUUCUCCCUGUACCUAUAAUCAAGUCUCAAAAGCUUCUACAUUUGAGCAGCAGUAUUAGGCCUGACUUGAUAAAUACGCCUUUUGACGCUAUCUCAUCCUCAGCAACUCGAACAACUCCAAAUUUUAGGCACGAACCCCGAUACACAACUACCAUUAAGACAAAUUUUAGCCUGCCAGGUGCAGGAUCUGUACAACAUGGUACCAGUCUGUCACAUGAAAUCGAUAAUUCCAAUGACCAUCCUGGCAUGAGCUAUACUAUUGACAAUAUUGCUACAAGGAAUGAGCACCUCAGAAUAAAUCGUCUUGAUACAUCUCUUGGCGUUAAGCCACCUUCGCUUAUAUCUGGUACUUCCAGAAAGUCAGCUCGCCACGGUCUAUUAAAGCCUUCAGUAACUGAAAGUCAGCCUGUAGAUAACGGUCUACCAAUUCCUCCGUUGUUGUCGUCUCUAGAAGCUAGUAAUCCUGAAGUCUCGCAGAACACUCGUAGCGAAAAUAAAAAUGAGUUUCUAAUACUAAAAAGUAAGCCUCAUGAAACUAUUGAAUCUCCCGCCCUACCCGUAAAGGUAGAAGGACAUCAUAAUUUAACCCAUGAUAUCGGUAAUGAAAUACGACUUUAUGCUCCUGAUGAGUUAACUUACCUUAAGAGUGAAAAGAAAAUUGUGGCUAGAAUAGAGGGUCUUGCCAACAAGUCACCCAAUGAAUUUAUAGGAUCCGAACCUGAGAAAAGAGAGUUACCUAAAGAUAGAAUAGCCAAAUUAAAGCCACAUACACUUGCUAUUCGUGCCUCCCCAAGUCUUGUCGAUAUUCCCCCGCCAAUUCCAGCGACAGCUAGAAGUCCUCAUAGAUCUAAUGAUAAACUAUUAGCGUCUCAGCGGGUUUAUAGCUCGGUAGAAGAGCCUGAUUCUAAAAACUUGGAAUCUAUUUCCAACACACAAGGCUACUUGCUGGGCUUUCACCCACAAGAGUAUCAUAAGAAUUUCAACGAAGCAAGCCAAUACUUAGAAUCGAAAAGUGUGUCAAAAACAUUACGUCAUAAGUCUGACACCGAAUCAAAGCUUCUGGCGGAGAGAAAUUCGGAUGUACAUGAUAAUAUCGAGACUCCUCCAGAUUUUGAACAGGCUUGCCAGAUAAACUUAAAUCCGGUAUCAAGUAGAAGUGGCUCAGCAAUAUCAUUACCUGUGGCGGCUUAUCCCAUUGAUCAAGGACCUAUUCACCAGGAGUAUAGUCAUUUUACCAAAAAUAUGUACAGUUCGGCGAUAAAGUUAAAUCCUGACUCAAAGGCAACUUUUUCUGACUCUCAAGUUAAAGCCAUGGUGGCUCAACCUAGCUCGCUUGACUUAGAUGCAUCAGAUACUGUGCCAAAUAAGAUGUCUCCAAAGCCUAGCCCCAAGCAACAAGAAGGUCUAAAAGCGAGAAAUGCUCGUGCAAUAUCCAAUCCCAACACCAUACCCGCUAGACACUCAUCAAAAUGCUUAAUUGAUGGAAAAUUACCAAGUCGACAAAAUUCAAUAGAUGCAUCUAAACAUAGCAGACCUGGUACAUUGAAACCUCUGAUAGGAGAAACUUCUAUGGAGAAGCAAAAGGUUCAGUUACGGACUUCAGUAGCCAGAUCUCCUACGGGGUCUCUGGUGGCAGAAAAAAGUCAAAGUAUGAUGAAUAUAUUGCUUGCGCGCCAACUAGAGACCGAGGAAGACAAGCUAUUCUUCAAAGAUGUUGUAAAUUGGUUGAAAGAUUUAGUCCCCAAUAAUACCGCUUAUGAAAGUCAACUCACCGCAAUGCCGCCCCGCUCUCGACCAUACGUACAGAAAGCCGAGCCGAUAACGGCGCCUGAUAAACUGCAAAAAGUUAAAAUGCUUUAUGAUGGUGCUCUUAGCCAGGAGCCCGAGACAAUUAAAACAAAAGCACUCCCCUUGUCUGAUAAAAUUUCUGUUGUAGAACAAGGUCAAGGAGACGUUGACUCAGAAAGCUUCGCGAAUACCAUCGAAAAUCUGGAGACACUUUUGAACGAAGCUCUAUUAAUUGCCGGAAAAGCUACUGAAAAAUCGGCAUCAGUUGCAAAAAGAAAACCCUUCGCAUGCUCUUAUCCCAACAAAAUGUCUCGUACUAGCCACAUGAACGCUAAAGAUCGCUUGAAAAAGAAGAACACUCAAAUAAAAUCAGCAGUGCCUUUACCUGAUACCUACCAGGAAAACUCUGAUGAUAUUAAUAAUCCAGACCCACUACCGUAUAAGAUUAAUAAGACCGUAUACAUACCACGGAAGCGACUUGAUACCGUAUUUUCAGAAGUGUAUGCGAUGAAUGAGCGAGUUGGCAGUUUAAAGCCACCAGAAAAUGUGCCUAGCUUAAAUAUCCCUCACAAUUCAAUGGAAAAAAUGGCGUAUGGACUCGAGGAAACCCCUCAAGAGAGCUUCGAAUUAACAUUACGGCACCUACCUUCCAAAAAUUCAGAUCAAGAGUCGAUUGGACAAGAAUCCCUUAGAUUCAGCAAAGUUCCAUCUUUCAAAGCUCAUCUUAAGAAAAAAAAUGAUGCACACAAAGGCUCUAAGCCAUUACUAGUAGGUCUUAGUAACGUUGAAAUCGAUAAAUAUUUAGACCAUCCUGAACAAAAGGAUGAAUUUAUAAACAUUCCAGACUAUCUUAGCUCAAACAAGCAAAAGAUUAAAAAUAAUAAUAGUUCCGAUAGUUCUAUCGAGGUACAAAUUGGUACUGACCCUGAUCCAUGGUCUAAAAUAAAGAUACCAGAAAAUGGUGGAAGAAUGAAUAAACGUCAAUCUACAAGUGCUUUACGCCUUCAUAGCCUUACAAAUUCUAGCUUGCCACGGCUAAAUAGACCUGUCCCGAAGAAGCAGCCGCGUCGUAGCAGAAGAAACCAUAUCAGCUUAAAAGAUAAUCAACUUAAAGGAUCUGAUUUCUUCAAUAAUUAUACUAGGCAGACCAUAGCAAGAGAUUGGUCGCCUAUGCGAAAAAGGUUAGUAGCAUUAGUAGCCUGUCUAAGUACGGCACUAAUCGGCAUUCUCGUUGGUAUAUACGCUGGAGAGACGCCAGCUAUUCAGUACUAUAUCGUCGACUUCCACCACUAUACAGUACUAGGGAAUGUUUUCUUUUUUUUAGGUCUAGCGAUUCCUACAUUUUUUGCUUGGCCAUUACCCCUUCUUCACGGUCGUAAACCAUAUAUUCUUGGCGCCAUGUCUAUUGCCCUGCCCCUAUUAUUUCCGCAAGCUCUUGCUGUCGGCAACAUGAGGUCACCAUACGUGUCGACUUGGCGAGUAGGCCUCAUUCUAUCACGAACUAUGAUGGGGUUUUUUCUUGGGUUUGCCAAUAUGAACUUCAAAGCUAUGUUGACCGAUCUUUUUGGCGCCUCCCUUCAAAGUACAAAUCCACACCAAGAGUUUGCAGAUAAAUUUGAUGUCAGACGCCAUGGUGGUGGCAUGGGCAUAUGGCUCGGUCUAUGGACCUGGUCUACUCUUGGAUCUAUUGGGCUUGGUUUUUUCAUUGGAUCGACCAUUAUUGACACUCUUCCGCCUAGUUGGGGGCUCUAUAUUAGUAUUGUAAUAAUUGCAUUCGUGAUGUUGCUCAAUGUUGUGUGUCCCGAGGUCCGUCGCUCGGCAUUCAGAAAAUCUAUGGCCGAGGUAGUUACUAAAAACGUACUGUCUCAUAGACUAGCUCGUGGGGAAGUUAAGAUGCACAUGGUCAAAAGUGGCCCCAAGUGGUGGGGGGAAGAGCUUUACUAUGGAAUUAUUCUUUCGAAAAAAAUGCUUCAACAACCUGGAUUUCUGGUUCUCUCUCUAUACGUCGCAUGGAUCUAUGGCCAGCAGGUUUUAAUAAUUACGCUGCUCGCUGCAUUAAUGUCUAAGGACUAUAAUUUUAGAUCACCUAUAGUAGGUCUUAGUGUCAUGGCAAUUCCAUUGGGUGCACUAUUUGCUAUACCAUUCCAAAAGGCUUCCCUCUUUAGUCGGUCACGUCGCACUCCACCUAUUGAUGACGAUGGUACGCUUUCUAAAAGGAAGAUUCACUGGUCCUCUCAUAUGCUACGACGGGCUAUUUUUGUACUUAUUCUCCCCAUUUUUGGCAUCAUUUUUACGAUAUCUACGAAUGGGCCUUCUAUCCCUUUUAUAAUACCAGUUUUGAGUGCAGGAGUCAUCGGGUUUCUUUCCGGUCUUGCGAUGGCUGAGUGCCAUGGUAUAAUUAUGGAAACCUUUGAUACAUCAGAUCUUCAACCUGGUAUGAUUGGUCGUCCUCGUGGCGCUUCUGGUGAGAAGACUGCCGCGAAGCGAACCAAUUUCUCUUCAUUUCCCAGGAUAAAUUCUGCUGUCGCUAUUACGGAAACUUUCGGGUACAUAUUUGCAGCUGGAGCAACGGGUAUCGGUGGCGUGUUGACCCGGCGUCUUGGUCAGCAGGCAGCAACGGGCGUGAUGGCUGGUAUCCUUUUCAUCUUAUCUAUACUUCUUUUAAUAGUUCUUUUACGAUUUACAGAGGUUCAAAUCAUUCCUGAAUCUAAGCUAGGAGAGAUGAGUCGGUAUCAGGCUCGUCGUGCUUCACAAAAGCGCCGUGAUUCGGGGGAAGAUACAGAUGAUGAGCCCUGGCGACCGGUAAUUAUUGGGAAUCCACAUCAGAGUACUCGCAGAAUGUGUUUGCUUGAGCUUGGAUCUCUUUCUCGUUACUCUGAAAUAAGGAAAAGGAAUCGACUAAUUGAUAAGAUGAGUUUUGAGGCUGCACACCCCAACCGCAAUGCUAUGGCUAAUCUAGAACGAAAAAUAAAAGAAAAAGAGGCCGAUGUCCGACGUAGCAUUAUACGAAGCAUGUCUCAGAGUUCUUUUGGUAGCCGAAUGAACCAUCGAAAGAGUGUCCGAGUAAAUUAUCGAAAGAGUAGCCGAAAGGGUAGUGGAAGGAGUGAGGGUAAUGAACAUAGUCCCCUGGGCACUUUAAUCGACGACCUUGGAAGAGGUAGGCAUCUGCAGACUGAGGAUUAUAGCAAGGAUACAUUAGGGGUGCGAAGAAUAACGGAGUAA